AUGUCGGACUCUGGUUACAUUGCUCUAGGGAGCGAUAUAUCUGCACGGAGAGAAGGCGACAUCAACGAUUUACGCCCCUCAAUCAUCGAGGAAGACGACUCGAGUCUCAGUUCGACCGGCACCGAAGUUUUCGAUCGAGACUCUACUGGUCUAGACCAAAAAGACAAAUGGCAGCUCGAUAGUAACGGCAAAUGGCAGCGAUAUGGUUCAUUGGAGUCGACCGCCAGUACUGGCAUCUCCUCCAUGUCCUCGUCCGUUGCCGCCGAUGACGCUCUCGCUGACAACAUAACUGUCGCUCAACCAUCUAGAAAGCGAUGGAUCGAUGGCGAGCUUAAAACUCACUCGCCUCACGAUGUCCAGCCCUCAGCUGCCGCCAGUACAGCGCAAAUCGAGGGCGGCGCAGCCGCAGACCCUUUGCAACCACCACAGAAGGCGCCAAGAAAACGCGGUCGUCCACCAAAGGAAAGACCACUAGAUCCAGAUGGCCAACCGAUCACGACUCCAAAAGUCCCGCAGGGUGUCAAGGCCUCCAAAUCACCUAACUUUAUUAAGCCUGAGAUCAUUGCCCGGCCUCGAUCUUCCAUCCCCGCCCGCCUGCCCGCAGAUGUAUAUGCUAGUCAAUGCAUCGAGGCGGCAGCAUCGUCCCGUCUGGACCCAUACUCUCUGCACCCGGGCGAGCAUAAGUUGUUGGUCGACUUAUUGAUGUCUAAGGAAGUCACCGUUUACCUCAAUGUCCGCAAUGCAAUCCUUCGGCUUUGGACGCAGAAUCCGCUUUGCAGCGUCACGAGUGAAGAAGCCGCCGGCUGUGCGAAGGAGACACGAUUCUUUGGCAUUGCUGAGGCCGCCUAUCGAUGGCUGAUACGCAAUGGAUAUAUCAACUUUGGCUGCGUGGAAGUUCCCAGAGAUCAAUCGUUACCAAAAAAGCUCGGCAGAGAUAUGAGGCAACGAACUGUGGUGGUUGUCGGCGCAGGUGUUUCAGGACUCACAGCGGCACGUCAACUUGAGAGCCUGUUCGUGCAAGAAGCAGCGAAGUGGGUUGAGAUGAACGAGCGACCACCGCGGGUCAUUGUGUUGGAGGGAAGGAAACGAAUUGGUGGUCGUGUAUACUCCAAGCCCUUGAGAUCUCAGGUCGUGGGCAGUUUGCCAGACGACUUGCGCAACACGGCGGAAACCGGGGCAAUGAUUGUAACGGGAUUCGAUCACGGGAACCCUCUCGAUACCGUCAUCCGUGGCCAGCUGGGCUUACGAUAUCACCUUAUGAGAGACGCCUUGACAAUCUAUGACACCGAUGGCAGUCCGAUCGAUGAGACCCAAGACAAACUCAAUACUGACUUGUACACCGACAUCUCUGACCGCGCCGGAGCAUACAGAGCUGAAGCACGGAAACCACAGACUCUAGAAGGCGACGAAGAUCUCAUCAACCGAUGUCGCGACCCUCCGCCCGACGGUUUCGCAGCUUUUCAUCUUGAGCCUCUCCCUGAGGCGCACAUCAAGUCGUACAAGCCGUCGGCAAGAAGAGGCAGGAGGCGAAAUGCACCACCCGGUACGGAAAAGCUCACCGGCCGAAGCGAGGUGAUCGAGGGCGACACCGCAAUCCACAGUGCCUCAAAAGCUGUCAAAGAUAUGGGCUGGCGCGUAAAAGAGGGUGUAGCCAAGAAUCAGAGUGUAUCUUUACACAAAGCCGCAUCUUCCUCCGCCCACCCUACCCUUGGCAAAGUCAUGGACGAGGCCAUUACGCAGUACCAGGAUCUUAUCGACCUCACACCGCUGGACAUGCGACUUCUGAACUGGCACCACGCGAACUUGGAGUACGCCAAUGCCGCGCCCGUGACCUCUCUCAGCUUGAGUGGUCAUGACCAGGACACUGGUAAUGAGUUUGAAGGAGMCCACUCAGAGAUCAUUGGUGGAUAUACGCAGCUUCCUCGGGGGCUGAUGAACCUCCCGACCAAGCUGGAUGUACGCUUCGAUCGAAUCAUCGAAAGCAUACAUUACGAAAACGGCGAUGAGAGUAACGGACCACUUACCACGAGGAUUGUGUGCACCGAUGGCGAGGUCAUUGAAGCUGAUGAGAUUGUCAUGACUGUUCCUCUCGGCGUGCUGAAGUCUGACAUGGUCGAUUUCGACCCUCCUCUUCCGAGCUGGAAGCGUGGCGCGAUCAGUCGCAUGGGCUUUGGGCUGCUGAACAAGGUGAUCCUGCUUUACGACAAGCCGUUCUGGGACGAAGACCGUGACAUGUUUGGUCUGCUCAACGAAGCCGAAAGAGCAGCCAGCCUCGAUCCUUCUGAUUAUGAAAAGAGAAGAGGCCGCUUUUAUCUUAUAUGGAACGCUUCCAAGACUAGCGGGCGACCAGUGCUCGUUGCGCUAAUGGCUGGCAACGCGGCACACGAUGCGGAGUUUACGGAUACAAAGACGCUCCUGAGCGAAGUCACAGAGAGGCUGAGUGGCGUCUUCACGUCGGCUGAAGUACCAGCACCGCGCGAGGUUAUUGUCACACGGUGGAAACGAGAUCCAUUCUCGAGAGGCACAUAUUCGUACGUCGCACCGGAAACGCGGCCAGGUGAUUACGACAUCAUGGCAAGAUCCGUGGGCAACCUUCACUUCGCAGGAGRAGCGACUUGUGGGACACAUCCAGCUACCGUACACGGCGCCUUUCUAUCCGGGCUGAGGGUCGCCUCGGAGGUUAUGGAUGACAUGGCUGGUCUGAUCAGCCUGCCGAACCCGUUGGUGGGCCCUGGUCCUGUGAAGCCCGAGACACAUGCGAUGUACACCAUGCCUUUUGCUCCAGCAGAAUCGCACGGACAGCUUUCCUUGGAUACGGAAGGAGGGGCGCACAUGGUCGAAGCGAAUGCCCCUUCCGCAAUCAAGCUUGAAGAGGACACAACACAGCCAGCCACUGAUGCAACGGCUCAGUCAUCUGUCCAUUCGGUAUCAGCGCCAAAGAAACUCAGCGGCCCACCGAAGCAAAGUGUUUGCCCAACCGACACGUCCUUUUGGGUGUCCGCUUCUGCUUCCUACGACAGUUCGGAUCUCGAUUACGAAGCCUCGAUCGUCGCUGUGACUCUUUCUCGGAUUGGCGACCGUCCUAUGAAGCCUGCUCGACCAGGCGUCAAUCCCUUUCUCCUCUUUACUAAAGAUAAGUGGGAAGAUGUCAAAGCGUUCUGCGCCAAGGAGUAUGCUUCAUCGGGGCGGGACAUGAUCCGACAAACGAUUGGAAAGUGGUGGAAAGCUGCCACUGAUCAGGAUAAACAACCAUAUCUCGUACAGAGUCAGGCUGCGCAGGAGCAGGCGGAUGCUAUCAGGAGGGAGUGGGAGACCGCUGUUGCGAAGUGGGAUGCCGAUGCCAAGAGUAUCCGAGGAGAGUACAUGGCCGAGCAUCCUCCCAUGCGUGUAAGUGGCAUUUCGGCUGGAGCGGCUGGUGCAAGGUCAGGCGAAGCCAUUGGAGUGAGCAAGAGGAAGACCAAUGUCAGCAAUUGUGUGGUUUUGGACCACGCGUAA
Molecule: messenger RNA, 3495 nt
Organism: Ramularia collo-cygni
Lineage: Eukaryota; Fungi; Ascomycota; Dothideomycetes; Mycosphaerellales; Mycosphaerellaceae
Product: related to lysine-specific histone demethylase Aof2
Exons: 2
Coding region: 1-3495 (1164 amino acids)
Molecular function (GO): oxidoreductase activity; protein binding
Source: RefSeq, a predicted model, not a curated record